AUGGCGAACCAUCACGCGUCGCCGACCAUGAUGCAAAUGCAACAGCAUCAGGGCCAGGUGCCCCCUCCUCCACCUCCUCCGCCGCCUGGAGUUCAACCCGCACACUUUGCGCCGUCACACCAGAUCGCAGCCAUGAACGAGGCCGUAUGGCUGCAAAUAGGAAGCUAUUCAGAGGUCUUGCGCAAUCAAGAUGAAGCCAUGCAGGCUUACGAGCGCGCCCUCCAGGCUAACCCGAACUCGACCCCAGCCAUGAACGCCAUUGGCUUGCUGCUUAAGACUCGUGAAGCUUUUGACAAGGCCCUCGAGUUCUUUAGGGCCAUUGUGCAGCUGGACCAGAACAAUGGCGAAGCUUGGGGAAAUCUAGGACACUGUUACCUAAUGACAGAAAACCUCCAGAAGGCGUAUGACGCUUAUCAACAGGCAUUGGUCAACUUGAGAGAUCCUAAGGAUCCCAUGCUGUGGUACGGAAUAGGAAUCCUCUAUGACAGAUACGGUAGUUACGACUACGCCGAAGAGGCUUUCUCCCAGGUCAUGAACAUCCAGCCCGACUUUGAAAAGGCAAACGAGAUAUACUUCCGAUUGGGUAUUAUAUAUAAACAACAGAACAAAUGGUCUCAGAGUCUCGAUUGUUUCAAAUACAUUGUCAAUUCUCCUCCCGGCCCUUUGACGCAGGAAGAUAUUUGGUUCCAGAUUGGCCAUGUUCAUGAGCAACAGAAGGAUUUUGAUGCCGCCAAGGCAGCUUACCAACGCGUGCUGGAUCAUUCCCCGAACCACGCCAAGGUCCUUCAGCAACUUGGAUGGUUGCACCACCAACAGAGCAACACCUACGAGAGCCAAGAUCGCGCAAUUCAAUACUUGGAGAAGUCGGUCGGCGCAGACAAUCAGGAUGCUCAGAGUUGGUAUCUCUUGGGUCGAUGCUAUAUGUCGCAGCAGAAAUACCCCAAGGCUUAUGAGGCCUACCAACAAGCCGUUUACAGGGAUGGAAAGAACCCCACGUUCUGGUGCUCCAUUGGUGUCCUCUACUACCAGAUCAACCAGUACAGAGAUGCUCUUGAUGCGUACUCUAGAGCUAUCCGCCUGAACCCAUACAUCUCUGAGGUCUGGUACGAUCUAGGAACUUUGUACGAAAGCUGCAACAACCAAAUCACCGACGCUCUGGAUGCCUACCAGCGUGCCGCCGAGCUUGACCCGAACAACCCUCACAUCAAGGCGAGACUACAACUUCUCCGGUCAGGUGGCACAAAUGGAGGUCCUCCUCCUACUGCUCCUCAGCCUGCAGAUGUCCACCCACAAGCUUAUCAGGCAGCUGGGCCCGUUGGACCUCAAUGGGGAGGAUCGACUCAACAACCACCGCCAUCUGCUGGUCCCCCACCACCUCCUCAAGGCCCGGGAGAGAACUGGGCGGGCAGACUGUCUAACAUCAACCCUCCUCCCCAGCCUCCAAACCCUUACGAAGCCCGAGGUGAACCCUUCCGCCCGGGACCUGGACCUGGACCUGGACCUGCUCCACCACUGCGACAACCUAGCCCUCAGCAGCAAGAACAGCUUCGCCAGCCUUACAACGACCCUACUCGAGGUGGUCCCCGUCGUGGUCAAACUCCUCCAGGCCACCAAUAUUCUCAACCACCCCACCCUCCUCCGCAGUCUCAGCCUCCUGCCCCUGCCUCUGAGCAGCGACGAGUCGCAAACCCCAACUGGGGUGGAGCAACACCGUCAGCCUCAGCGCCUCCUUCGAACAACAUGAACGGCCCUAAUGGUCCCAACGGCAUGGCCCCUUUUAGACCUACCAACAGCCCCCGACCUGAUGGCCGACCAAUUCAUGACAACCGUAUGCCUUCGCCAAAGUCAGCAUACCCUCAGCACCAAGCGCCUCCGAUGUACCCUCAGCACGCCGAGAUGGCUCCACAAGGAGCUGAGAAUGGGCCUCCGGGACCACCUGGCCCACAGGGACCACCACCACCUCCUCCCCCUGCUGUGGCUGAGGCUGCCAUGCAAAGAAUGGACGAUCGCCCCCCGUCAGUUGGACCCAAGAGGAUGCGAGAGUGGGAAGAGGAAUCUGCCGCCAAGAAGCAGGCCAGUGAAGAGAACCGAGUCCGUCUUGAUGAUAUGCGUCACCGAAGACCUUCAACACCUCCUCGCGAUAACUACCGUCGCAACUCUUCUGAAAUUCGACGUGCUGAGGACACACGUCGCCCUGAGGAACCGCGCCGUGAGGAGCCCCGGCGACCUGAAUCGGCACCUCGCCAUGUCACUGAGAGCUAUCAUCCCUCGGAUGCUGCUCACCAUCCUCCAAGCCAUGCUCCUGGGCCUAGCCACUUGCCACCAAUGCAGCAAGGGCCUCCCACACCCAUGUCUGGUGUUGUUGUUCAUGAGAAGCCACCAAGUGUUGCGCCGCCCAAAGAGGAUCGGCCACCAAGCCUGGAGCAUGCUCCCCCACCUCGCCCAGCUCCCACUACCGAGCCCGAAAGGGCAGCGAGAAAAAUGGACGUUGACGAGGACUACGAUGACAGUGGAGAGGAUGAGAAGAAGGCGGCGGCCAUUGUCACAAAUGGCUCUGGACCCAGCUCCGCGGCUGGAGACGCCAAAACAUCCACUCCUGCCAAUGCCGGUGUAAACGGAGUUUCUGGACCUGUCCCAAAAGUUGAAUGA
Molecule: messenger RNA, 2649 nt
Organism: Fusarium sp. VM40
Lineage: Eukaryota; Fungi; Ascomycota; Sordariomycetes; Hypocreales; Nectriaceae
Source: the annotation of a GenBank genome assembly